GCGGCGCCGUCACGUCCCGGCGGAGCGGGAGCGCGGCCGAGGCGGCCUUCGGGAACGGGCGCUGGCCGCUGCGGCCCUCCGCCCUGGGCCUCGCAAGUUCUUGAUUUUAUAUUCCCUUUUUAAUAUUAAAAAAAUUCUCUUUUUUAAUCCCGGCGGCUCACAGCUCCUGCCUGCACUUCUUUUAUCACCCGGGGGAGGAAGGGGAGUGUGAGGAAAGGAGCGAAGAAAAUAAAAAAGGAUUUCCUCCCGGAAGAGAGCGGCAGUUGGGAGAGAUUUUUCUUAAGGAGGCAGAAGCGGCGUUUGCAGCCGCCGCGGGCGCCGGGCCUCGCCGGCCCGACCAUGCGCGAUCCGGCCGCGGGCUGCUGAGGCGGCGGACGCGGAAGCGGAGGCCGAGCGCCAGGGCCGGAGCGAGUUCUGCCCGCCGUGCGGCGGCGGCGGGGGGAUGGAGCCUGCGGCCGCGCCCCGGCCCGACAUGGCGCCGGAGCUGACCCUGGAGGAGGAGCAGGCCACCAAGCAGUUUCUUGAAGAGAUUAACAAGUGGACAGUGCAGUACAAUGUUUCUCCGCUCUCUUGGAACGUGGCUGUCAAGUUCCUCAUGGCCAGGAAGUUUGAUGUGCUCCGCGCAGUAGAGUUAUUCCACUCCUACAGAGUAUGCCAGAUCAAAGAGUAUCUGCUUUUCCUGAAGGGCAGAGAAAGACCUUUGAAAAUAGAUUGCUUGAGCCAAGAGUUUGAGGUUGCUAAUGUUCGCGACCCAACAGGAGCCUCCAUUGCCCUCUUUACUGCCAGAUUGCAUCAUCCUCACAAGUCAGUUCAACACGUGGUACUUCAGGCUCUGUUUUACUUGCUGGACAGAGCUGUGGAUAGCUUUGAAACUCAGAGGAAUGGACUGGUGUUUAUCUAUGACAUGUGCGGUUCUAAUUAUGCCAACUUUGAGCUGGAUCUUGGCAAGAAAGUUCUAAACCUGCUGAAGGGAGCGUUUCCAGCUCGUUUGAAGAAGGUGCUGAUUGUGGGAGCACCCAUAUGGUUCAGAGUGCCCUAUUCCAUCAUCAGUCUCCUCCUGAAGGACAAAGUCCGGGAGAGGAUUCAGAUAUUAAAGACAUCUGAGGUCACCCAGCACCUGCCCAGGGAGUGCCUUCCAGAAAACCUGGGUGGAUAUGUCAAAAUUGACCUCGCCACUUGGAAUUUCCAGUUCCUACCCCAGGUGAACGGCCACCCAGAUCCCUUCGAUGAGAUCAUCCAGUUCUCCCUCCCUCCUGCUUUAGAUGGGGACUCGGUACAUGUUCCAGGUCCCCAUGCCAUGACCAUCCAAGAGUUGGUGGACUAUGUUAACACCAGGCAAAAGCAGGGCAUAUAUGAGGAGUAUGAAGACAUCCGUCGUGAGAACCCCGUUGGCACUUUCCAUUGUUCCAUGUCUCCAGGAAACCUAGAGAAGAACCGUUACGGGGAUGUACCCUGCCUGGACCAAACUAGGGUGAAGCUGACAAAGCGAAGUGGCCAUACUCAGACAGAUUACAUCAAUGCCAGUUUCAUGGAUGGCUAUAAGCAGAAGAAUGCUUACAUUGGUACACAAGGCCCUUUGGAGAAUACCUAUCGUGAUUUCUGGCUCAUGGUAUGGGAGCAAAAAGUCUUGGUGAUUGUCAUGACCACCCGCUUUGAGGAAGGUGGCAGGAGAAAGUGUGGCCAAUACUGGCCUUUAGAAAAAGACUCUCGGGUCCGAUUUGGCUUCCUCACAGUGACCAAUCUAGGUGUGGAGAACAUGAACCAUUAUAAGAAAACAACGCUAGAAAUUCUCAACACAGAGGAGCGGCAGAAACGCCAGGUGACCCACUUCCAGUUCCUGAGCUGGCCAGAUUAUGGCGUCCCUUCCUCAGCAGCUUCCCUCAUUGACUUUUUGAGAGUGGUCAGAAAUCAGCAGAGUCUGGCUGUGAGCAGCACGGCAGUACGUUCCAAAGGGCAGUGUCCUGAGCCACCCAUCGUGGUCCACUGCAGUGCAGGCAUUGGCAGGACAGGUACCUUCUGCUCACUGGACAUCUGCCUGGCACAGCUAGAGGAGCUUGGCACCCUUAAUGUGUUCCAGACGGUGUCACGAAUGAGAACCCAGAGGGCCUUCAGCAUCCAGACCCCUGAGCAGUACUAUUUUUGCUACAAGGCCAUCCUGGAGUUUGCAGAGAAGGAGGGCAUGGUGUCCUCUGGCCGCAACCUGCUGGCCAUGGAGAGUCAAUAACUCUCCCAUGAGCCUCCUACCUGCUGGCCAGCCUUCCUUAAACUAUCCUGGACACCACUGGGCCUAUAGGUUACCAACAGUUUUGCUGAAGCCAUGGAUCAACCUUUCUCUUAUAAGUCUCCUGGCACACGUGUACAUGCAAGGCGGCAUUCCCUCUGGCUAGAUAUAUGUGGCGAAAUUGCCACUAGAAAGAGCCAGCAGCAAUGUGUUCUGAAUUCCUAGCACCUGCUAUCAAACUGUGCCUUAUUAAAACCAAAUUGUGGCUAUUGAUUUUUGCCAGGGCCCCCGAGGUAAGUGGGGAAGGAACCUCCCUCCCCCUUUCCCAAUGCCAUUAUCCUUCUGGAGGUCUCCUCUUUCCCUUUGCCAGGAUUUUAUGGGAAGGUUUGGUGAGCAUUCACCUUCCUCCCCAAGAGCUUGAUUGACCAAGUUACAUAUUCUACAGAUCGUCCUGAGUGCCAAGCACGUUUAUACACAGGGCGUGUAUUCCAGUCUUUUUUGUCAUUGUGUGUGUGUGUGUGUGUGUGUAUGUGCACUUAUGUGUAUGGGUCCAUAUGUAUGUGUGUAUAUAAUAUAUAUUGUAUGUGAUAAUAUGAUUGUAUUCUAUAAAUACAUAUACACACAGAUAUUCCUUUGCAGAAGUUCCUGGGGUUCCAUGUUGCAGUUCAGGGCUCCUUGCUUCUUGGAUCCUGCUAUUUAUCCUGGAGUAGCUGGGGUUGGGGAUCCUGUCUCCUGUUGUCAGACUGCAGAGUGGUGAAACAGGACACACACACACACACACAAAUCUCCUACAUGCUCCUGCCACAGGCCCUCAUCCUUAAGUAGUGACUUACCUCCAGAUGCUGCGUGUUAGAGCCAAGGAUAUUGGUUUGUGGUGACACUGGGUUAAUUCAGCAUGGGUUGCCCUUAUAUGAUGAUUUUUUUCUGGUUACUUGGCCAUUUUUGGGAACAGACCUCCACUGUGAUUCCAUGUUCUCUCUUUCCUCUCACUACCCGAGGGAUGAGAGAUCCCAGGGAUAGAGAUGAACUCACUGAGCAGCCAGAGCCAAAAGCAACUGGUACAAAGUCUUAGAAGGAAAGAAGGGGAGCCUAGGUGUGAGAGAGAGGAAACUACUAUAAGAAUCCCUCUGGGAGGACAAGCUAGGGCCCCUUUUUCUUUUGCUGGAUGGUUCCUUUCUUUAUGCAGCUUGGCCCUAUCUACCAAGAUGCCCAUCUCUUCCUGCUUGCUAGCCUGUCAGACCCUGGAGCUCAAGCUCAAGAUUCUGUGCCAAUAAAAAGCUUAACCCCCUGGCUGGGUGAGGUGGUCCCCUACACACUACAACCUGCUCCCAGUUCACCCAUCCUGAUGUGCCAGGGAUGCAGUCUAGAGUCCCCAGCACUCCACGUUCCUAUGAAAAUUCCAGGAACCCUUAAACCUUCCCCCAUCAUAGAAGAGGUUGGUGGCUAAUCAGACCUCAAUAAUUUUAUACUGUAAUAAGCUCUUUGAAUAUGUAUAUUCUUAUUUUUUACAAUCAUUUCAUUUUGUAUUUAGCAUUAAUGGAUUGAGUCAGAUUCAGAAAAUAGUUGUAAUGUUCAUAAUCAAUAUCUUACAGUGAUACAGUUUUGUAUUUACAUAUAAAUAUACUGACAUGAUCAAAACCCUUUUAGCUUCAUCAAUUUAGCAGUCUGGGGCUGGGAAGGAGGGGGUCUAGGAGCUGGUCUGGGAGGGAUGGGGAGGCAGGGAGGGACCCAAGGCUCCAGUAUCUGAGACUUUCAGUUCUGAGAGCUACCUACCUUGUCUGUAGGCCAUGGCCUUAGCUCUGGACAAAGGGGCCCAAUACCAGUUGAGCUCUUGCUAUGUGCCAAGCUCUAUGAUGGGUGCUUCCCCAUUACCUCAUUUAAACCUCACAACAAUCCAGUGAGAUAUUAUCCUCUCCCUCCUUUCCCUUGUCUACCCUUUUCUCAUUUCUCUAUAGAUGAGUAAGGUGAGGUUCAGAGGGUUACGGUGAUUUGCUCUAAAACUGAAGCUCAAGUUGGUCUGCCUACAAAGCCUUUUAUCUCUUCAUCGUGUCAAAAAUGGAGAUAGUGCUUUGUAUUUGGAGACUAGAGGUUUUUCAAACUCUGAGUGUAAGCAAUUCUUAAAUUCCAGGUGGUUGGUCUUGAACCCAUGUUUGAUGUGGUGGACCCGAAGGGUGACAAGGUUGGUAACUGAUUAUCCCAGUUGGGACCUCCUGAUGUAGGGUCGUCGGGUCUGCAGAGUACCAAAGGGGUCCUUCUCCUGGGGGGAAACUAUACAUGUGGGCAUAUUGGUCUUUGUGGGAAUAUCUUGAUUCAUUUACAUUUCUCUCUUAUAAAAAUGGAACCAGAAGCUUUGUCCCUGUAGGACCACUCCCUGUACCAUCCCUGUUGGCCAGUGAUAGCCUGCUCAGAUGGGGCAGUUCUGGCUGGCAGAUAGUGGGGUAGUCAUAGCAUCUAACACAUACGGGAUGCUUACUCUAGUGCAGGUACUGUUUAGAGUAAUUUCUAGGUAUUGUCUCCUUUACUGUCUACAACCUUUUGAGGUAGCUAUGGACAGAAGGAAAAAAUUGAGACACAGGAACAUGGACCAUCUGACUCCCAAGUACCUUCUCUUAACUCUUAACACGAGAUUCCUCCUAAGUAUCCAUCUCCAGAUCUGCCAACAAAUUUUUCUUGAGUUUCUCACCUUAAUCAAGAGCUGAAGUGUAGAGUAAAAGAUCAAGCCAGACCUUGCCCCAGAUGAGCUGCAUUCUCAUGGAGGCACGCAAGCAAGACAUGAUCAGAGAGUAUUUGAUAUUUGAAAUCUGAGAAAUUAGAGGUUGGGAUUGGUGGAAUAGGUAGGAAAUGGGAUUAAUGAUAAAAGGUCUGGAGAAGAUAACUUCAAACUGUCAUUUAUUUGAAGAGGCUGUAUCCCAACUGUAAAUUCAAAGUUAUGCAUGAAUUACUCAUUGCAUAUCUGAGGAUCAGUGAGGUAAUCACUUACAGAGCUCCAGAAAAAUGCAGAUUCCCAGGCUUACCCAGGAGGUGGUUGAGUGACAGGAUGAUCCAUGUUUGGGAACCACUGACAUAUAGUUUGUGUGUCUCUGACUCUGUGGAGAGUUAUCAAAUUGAUGUCUCCUGAAUUUUCAGUAAAACUCUGAGAGAAAGGGACCAGUAGCUUUCCCUCCACCGCCAUUGUUUGUAGCUUUUACCAGUGUGAGUUUAGCUGUGCUAGGUGUUAAAGGAGGAGGGAAAGGAAAGGGAAGGCAGAGAUGGAGCCCAGAAUCUGUUUAGGAAGUCAAGGAUCUCACCCAGGAGACUUAGUGAAGAAAGCAGGAGAAACGUGUUCAGGGGAUAGAAGAAACAUUGUGGGCUAAAGCAGUAUUCUGCUUUGCUGUUUUUUUUUUGCCUAACUUACUGUUAACAUUGCCAUGGUAUAUAAUUUUUCAAACACAAGAGAUAAUCCCCUGGUCCCCUGUUUUUCCUAUUGCUCCUUCAUCCUGCUCAUCCCUGUGCGCUAGGAUGGGACUCCUGAGGUAAAGGGUGCCCCAGCAUCCUCAGCCCAGGAGGCCCACCGUUAUUGUCUCCAUGUGACAAUAUGCAGGUAAAUGACAGAGUAGGAUCUGCUCUUGAGAGAUGGUACUAAGCAUCAUGGCCUUAGGGAUGUGGUUCCUGCCCUCAAAAAGAUGCUUCCCAUCUCUAGGAACAAUCAGACACACAGAUUCCUGUAAAUCAGACUUAGAGGGAGAGAGGCCAAGAGGUACUGGCCAGGUCGAAAAGAUUUUCUAGAGUGACUGAGCUCUUUCGUAGUUUUGAGGUCUUUGCACUCUAUCCAUCCUAAGUCCUGGUUUCCCUCUGUAAAAGAAAGGGCUGCACUAGAUGGUUCUACUGUGGGUCCUCUGACUAAGGGUCCAAUUCUUUGUUAGACAGUAUAGACACCCAUGGAGGAACUAUCAGGCCCAACUUCAGUUGGGUCAGCUCCCAUUGCACUUCCCAUUUGUAGCUUGUUUUCAAAGACUUUUCUUUCAAGCAGCUGCCACUUCUCUAUAUUCCCUCAGUUCUCUUCCCAUGCAGCCCCCAACUGGAUGAAAAACAAGUCAAGUCUCCUCUGUAAUUUCCAAGACCACUCUUGUAGGGUCUUCCCUGGGAAAGGGAAGUCUUCCCUGUUGCUCAGUGUGGUAUAGACAGGGUGACUCAGAGUCAAAGAAUGAACUGAGCAAGGGUCCCAGAGCUCCCAACCUAGGUCUUAUGUUUGUUCCAGGCCUUGGUCACUACUCACAGACCACCAUUAGCUUACCAAAGGCAGGAGUGUAAGCUCCAACCAGCCUGGGAACACAUUUUCUCUUGGGAUAUUUCUGCCCUGUAGUUACCAUCACACAACACUUAAAACUAUCAAGUGUUUUGGACUGCAUUGCUCCAAGUUGACCACAGAGAAGACUGGAAUCUUCUUCACAAAUAGAAAUAUAGCACUCUGAAGCCUGUUAUAGUAUUUAAAUCUCCUUCACCUUGGCUGUCAUAAAAUUAUUCCUCCUGUUUAAGCUAAAUCUGGCAUGCGGCAGUCUUAAAUAACGAUAUUUUUCAUGCAAAGGCCAUGGUGGACAUAGCUAAUUACACUGGAAUCCUAGCUAGGAGUGUUGGAUGGAGUUUGGGAGCUGUGGUGCCUUCAACAAUUGAGGGUAAUAAUUUCCUGAUGGUUUGACUAUGAUGACUAGAGUAGGAAAGCAAGGCAGUAAGAUGUGGGAGAAGGGAGUCAAAAAAGGCACAGCGCAAUUUCCCCACUUAAAGCUCACGUUCUUCUACCCCUCGCCAACAUCAGAAUCUGGCCACUUCUCUAAGCUGCUGUAGAGUUUGUCUUAAGCCUCCAGAUCGGCUGGAUGCACGCUGGGGGAAGGUCAGCCAUUUCAUCCUGUGGGGUCUCUUACUUCAGUUUUAAUGAAUACCUUUUCUAUGGCCAGCAGCCAGUGGCAGUCUGGAGUCUGCUGUUCAGAGCAGAUUCUGGGCUGGACAUGUCAAUUUGGAACUUUGUUUAGAUAGAAGCAAUGAGCAUUAGAAGUGAAGAAUGAGGAAGACAAGAAGAGGAGAGGCCACCAACCUUAGGGAAUGGGUAGAGGAAGGAAAGCUCCUGAAGGGCACUGAUCCACAGGCUCCUGAGAGGUAGGGAGUGGCUCGGCUGAAAGAACGUGAUUCAGAAAUGGGGGUUCCCUAGAGGUCUCUGAAGGGACUCAGUGGCUGUUAGGCAAUGAGAGGUGAAGGAAUAGAGACUGCAGGCUCAGGCUGUCCUCACUUCAAUCAAAACAAGGCCCACAUUUUUAUUUUACGAAUUAGGCUUCUGAAUAAGGUUUUAUUUGAACAAAAGAACUUCUGCUUAAAAAGUCUCGAAACAACUGGUAUACAAAAGGAAACACUUUAAGCUUAAAGCCAGGUAAACUGGGAAACAUGCUGAGUGACCCAGAAUGGUAAACUAAUGUUCUGCUGGAGGAAACAUUUCAAGGCAGUAAAUAGCAGUCUUAACUCCACUCAAAAAUACCAAGCCUCCAAGGCCACC
This is a messenger RNA of Microcebus murinus (gray mouse lemur), 7742 nucleotides long. NCBI's taxonomy places the organism in Eukaryota, Metazoa, Chordata, Mammalia, Primates, Cheirogaleidae. The record is from RefSeq and is a predicted model, not a curated record.